Messenger RNA from Scomber scombrus (Atlantic mackerel), 1243 nucleotides. RefSeq names its product GDP-D-glucose phosphorylase 1 (gene gdpgp1). Gene Ontology annotation, cellular component: cytoplasm. The record is from RefSeq and is a predicted model, not a curated record. Gene Ontology annotation, molecular function: GDP-D-glucose phosphorylase activity. The transcript is spliced from 2 exons. NCBI's taxonomy places the organism in Eukaryota, Metazoa, Chordata, Actinopteri, Scombriformes, Scombridae. The coding region runs from base 87 to 1187 and encodes 366 amino acids. Gene Ontology annotation, biological process: glucose metabolic process.
AAUGGAAGUGUUUUGUCUUCGAGGGACUUUUAAUGCGUGGUUUGGUUCAAGACAGUAGUAUAGUGUCAAAAUAAUCAAAUCCAACCAUGGCGCUCCAGUUUGUAUAUAGCAACCAGGACUUUUUCACCGAUGCCCGUCGGACCACUGGGAACAGUUUGGGAGUGGCGUUGCCUUCAACCAGUUUUGACAAAACUAUCCAAGCCGGCUGGACAGAAAGGAUGGAGAGGGGACUCUUCCGCUACCAUUUGGGUGACUUACAAACGCGCAUCCUACCGGGCCCACAUUGCUAUGUGGCCCAGUUAAAUAUACAGAGAGGAAUAGAGAGAAGAAAACCUCAGGAGAUACUGAGCAUUCAGCAGGAAUUCAACGCAAAGCAGUUUAAUUUUAACAAAAUCAAUCCAGAUGAAAUCAUAUUUGAGAUGUUAAAGGAUACUGUGGGAGGCGCAGCGUCACAUGAAAAUGGAAAGCAGUUGCUUCAACCCUGUAGGAUGGUGGUGCUAGUUAAUGUCAGCCCUUUGGAGUUUGGACAUUGUCUAUUUGUUCCAGAGCCAACGCGCUGUUUUCCGCAGGUCCUGACAACGUUCUCCAUCCAAGUCGGUAUUGAAUCUGUGCUCCUGAGCUCUGACCCAGGCUUUCGUAUGGGGUUCAACAGCCUUGGAGCUUUUGCAUCUGUCAAUCAUUUACACCUACAUGGAUAUUACCUGGAGCAUGAGCUCAAGAUAGAAUCUAUGCCAGUCAAGCCGCUUCUUCCUGAGAAGGGACUUUAUCGUCUCAUGGACUUCCCUGCAGGUUUUUUGUUUUACACAGAAUCAGACAGGGUAGAGUUAGUUGCCAGAGCCAUCUGCCAAGUCACUGACUUUCUCGUGGAUGGCAAUAUUGCCCACAACCUGUUCUUAACCAGAGGAUGUCCACCCUGUGAUCACAUACAGAGAGAAAAGGAUUGCAGCUCAAGAAAAGGUGUGCGUAUUGCUUUAUGGCCCAGAAUAUCCUGCUUUGGUGCCAAAGAAGAGUCUGCUUUCAAUGUUGCUCUUUGUGAGCUCGCUGGGCAUUUACCAUUUAAGAACAAAGGGGACUAUGAGCUCAUAGCUGAGAAAGAUGUUGUAGAUAUCAUUCAGAAGUAUCUCCUGCCUGAUGCAGAUUUUCUUCGGUUGGAACAGCAACUUAUUCAUCAUGUAAUGGAUUUAUAAUGUAUGAACAACACCAUCAACUAUCCUCUGCUAUCCUCUAACUAUAUUUCAUAGCA